Molecule: messenger RNA, 396 nt
Organism: Caenorhabditis bovis
Lineage: Eukaryota; Metazoa; Nematoda; Chromadorea; Rhabditida; Rhabditidae
Source: the annotation of a GenBank genome assembly
AUGCUUCGAUCCGCGUUGAGUUGCUGUUCGAGAACCUUCAUGGCUUCUAGAAGUUACGCGAAAGCUCCAGCUUCAGCGGCCGUUAAAAUCGACAAAUCGUUUGUUGAGGAAGACGCCGAGAAGCUCGCCAACUUUGUUUGUAUUAACGCGUAUUUACAAGGUGAAGAACCGGGUCCGCAAAUCAAACCCGAUUCGGAAUACCCAAAAUGGUUGUUCGAGCUCGAUUUGCGACCGCCAAAAGCGCUGGAAGAUUUGGAUCCGGAGAAGGACGGAUGGAACUAUUGGAGGGCUCUGCGAAAGCGGCAAAUCGAGCAGAAUCGCCGAAUUCAGAAGCUGAAGACGAGAUUUUUACAUCUACAAAACAGCCCGAGUAUGAAGCCGAAGAAAUCGGCGUAA